Messenger RNA from Salpingoeca rosetta, 2000 nucleotides. Its product is annotated as inositol polyphosphate-5-phosphatase. Lineage: Eukaryota; Choanoflagellata; Craspedida; Salpingoecidae. Gene Ontology annotation, molecular function: inositol-polyphosphate 5-phosphatase activity. Bases 187 to 1575 code for a protein of 462 amino acids. The record is from RefSeq and is a predicted model, not a curated record. The transcript is spliced from 10 exons. Gene Ontology annotation, biological process: phosphatidylinositol dephosphorylation.
GCGCUGUGAUUUGACACUAUCCACCAAAGAAGCCGUCCUCCUCGGCAAAACAACAGCGAUCGUUGGAUUGGUCGUUGGUUGGUUGUUGUUGGUUGUUGUUGUUGUUGUUGUUGCCGAGACUGCCAGUGAUAGCACCUGAGCAAGUGUAAAGAGACCCCUCUCCCACGCGCCCCCAGCAGCGGCACGAUGGUGUUUGGAGUGGCAACUGCGGUUGCUGCCGUCGCCCAUGACUGGCUGCUCUCGUUGAGAGCGGUCGUGUCUCCGACACAACCGCACCCGUUCAUAAGGCCGCCCGCCUCUGCACCGCCACCCAUCAAGGCAGGCACCUUCUUCGCCGUGGACACCAGCAAAGUCAACGGCGGCACCGAGGACACAACCGGCAGCGUGGAGUACAGCCCACUCGCAGCCAACCACACGGCAUCAGCGCCGGGCGAAGCGUCCUCCGCACCCACAUCGUCAGCCUCACACCACUCGUCGCCACUCAAGUAUCUCGUCUCCUCCGCGACAGCGGUGGCCUCGAACACAUAUGCGCAGAUCGCAGCGAGGCACGCGCCAACCACAGCGCCAACAGACACCGCAGCAUCGCCAUCAUCAUCAUCAUCAUCAUCGUCAGUUCACGCAGCCGGUACAAACGGCAACGGCACCCACGCCCCGGUCACCAGCAGCGACAGUGAUGCCAACGAGGCUGAUAUUGGGGAGGUGGUGAUGAUCCAGUCCAACCUGCAUCGGCCGCGGCGGUCGGAGGGCCAGGCGCCGUGCACACUCAUGAUGGUCACCGCAAACGUCGGCACCAUCUUCGAGCAGAAAGCCACGGGCGUGCAGGCGAUCCCAGACGGAGGGUGCGGACAUUUGCUGCGAUGCCCCUGCAGGAAGCCUGGCGGCAAGAAAUCCGAACAGGGCAUGGAGCACGUCAGAAACUUCCUCCGCCUGAUUCGCACCACGCCGUACAUCUCCAAGCACUUUCGCGCCAGUUUUGCUAUCCUUGACACAGACUUUGACAGCAGCGACUUCACGGCGCUGGGCAACUUUUAUCUCAUCAGCAGUCGCAUGCGCACCAAGAUCUGGGACUUUGAAGCGCGUGCGUAUCGGGCGGUGUUGGCGCACGAGUAUUUCGACUCGGAGUCGACGCCCAAGACGCCGUCCUUCCGCCGCCAGAAGUUCCCAGCACACUUCUACCCGCAGUGGACACGCAAGGGCUACUGCCAGACGCGCUGGCUCAUUGACACACAUGAGAUUGACUUUGUCAACUUGCACCUCUUCCACGACGCCUCCAACCUCGUGUCUGUACAGCCAGGUGUGGUGCACUUCAGGCAGUUUGACCUUGAGGGCGACUCACCGCACCCGACGCUGCGGGAGCUUGCCGUCAACUUUGAACCGACCUACCCAUACUCCGAGGACCCCGACGUCCACAACGAGUUCCUCACCAAGCGGUGCCCUGCGUGGUGUGAUCGCGUACUGAUGACGGAGGCGGCGCUGGAGCUGAUGGAGCCCGUGGACGAGCACGCAUACGACAUCAUUGGCCGCGACAUCUGCAUGGGCGAUCACAAGCCCGUGAAGCUGGUGGUGCGCUUCUGAGCGCCAGCCAGCAACCACCACAACCCCCAUCCUAUUCCUCCCCCAACCCCAACCCUUCACUCCACACCCAUACACACCCAUACCCACCCAUUUCAUACACGUGUUGAUUGGCGCCAGCCCUGUUGCUGGCUUGGCUGCCGUCUUUGUUGAUUAGCAUUGGUUGUUGAAUGACCUUGAACUUGCUUGGUUCCCUGCCGCUGCCUGUUUGCGCGUUGCUUCCUUUUUGCGUGUUCUCUUUUGCUCGCAUGCUUGUUUGAUGAUUGACUCUUGUUGUUUGCCCCCCUGUUCCCGCUCUGCCUGCUUGCGUUGUUGCUUGCUUGAUCGAUUGUUGUUGAGUUGCUUUUGCUUUGCUUGGUUGUUGCCGAUUGCUUCCGUCAUGGUGUGUGUGUGUGUGUGUGAGAGAGCGUAAACGGUUGCUGCGUGAA